GGCGGUCUACGGCUGAGCCAGGUGGCGCGAGCUGCUGACGGCACCCGCAAGCUUGUGUUCACGUUGACGGAGGGAGAGGCGGCGGGGGGCAGCGUAGAGACGGUGCUAAUACCUAUCGUUCGGCAGCAGGGGCUGCGGGACCGCCUCACGAUCUGCGUGUCGUCGCAGGUGGGAUGCGCCAUGAACUGUCAGUUCUGCUACACGGGCCGUAUGGGGCUGCUGGGCAACCUCACUACGGCGCAGAUUGUGGAGCAGGUGGUGGAGGCGAGGCGCUUCCUGGCGCAGGAGGGCGAGCGCACCCAGCUGACCAACCUGGUCUUCAUGGGCAUGGGGGAGCCUCUGCACAACACUGAGGCAGUGCUGGCGGCCGCUGACAUCGUGAGCCACUACUUGGGACUGCACAUCAGCCAUAACAAGGUUACGAUCAGCACGGUCGGAUUGGUUCCGGAGAUGCGGUCUGUCGUCGCCCGGAGCCGCGUGCAGAUGGCGCUAUCACUACACGCAACAACGGACGAGGUCCGGGACUGGAUUGUACCCGUCAACCGCCGCUACGACCUGGCCACUCUUACAGCAGCUCUGGAAGAGCUCGGCAACAGCAGUAGCCGCAGCCUGUUGAUUGAAUACACGAUGCUGCAUGGUAUCAACGACACGCUGCAGGAUGCCCAUCGGCUGGUUGCCAUGUUGGCGCGCGUUAAUUGCAAGGUCAACCUCAUCAUGUUCAACCCUCACGCGGGCACACGCUUCCAGCCUUCCACCGAGGAGGCCGUGACCGCGUUCAGGUCUGCGCUGGUGCAGGCCGGCAUGGUGUGCACGAUUCGGGACAGCAGAGGCGAUGAUGAGAUGGCGGCAUGUGGUCAGCUGGGUAACGUGGGACUGGCGUUCCGGCCCUCGCCCAUCUUGGAGCCCCCAGAGCACUUCCGC
Volvox carteri f. nagariensis is the source of this 921-nucleotide messenger RNA. RefSeq lists its product as uncharacterized. The annotation marks the transcript as partial. The record is from RefSeq and is a predicted model, not a curated record. Gene Ontology annotation, biological process: rRNA base methylation; tRNA methylation. Lineage: Eukaryota; Viridiplantae; Chlorophyta; Chlorophyceae; Chlamydomonadales; Volvocaceae. Gene Ontology annotation, molecular function: RNA methyltransferase activity; iron-sulfur cluster binding. The transcript has 8 exons.